AUGAUUGACAAUGUCGUGCAGAUUAGUUCACAAUUAGCAAAUGAUGCUGAGAAAGAACGACCAACAUGUUGCAUCUGUAAUUUACGAGCUGUUUUGACUCGAAGUGAUUCGAAAGCUAUUUUGGAUAAUGAAAUUGACAAUAAAUUACAAACAGGAUAUUUCCAUCUAAAUGAUCGACAAUUAGGUGUAUCGUUAUUAAACAAACGAAUCCAUAAAUCUUGUUACGAUAAGUUGUAUUAUGCAUCUGCAUUGAAGAGUAAACGUAGUAAGAAGAGCACCAUUAAAAUAAGAUCCAAAAGUGAUCAGGCACUACCAUCAUCGAUCCUUGUAAAAACGCCUUUUGGUAAGGACUCAAUGUACUUGUAUAAUAAUUCAAUUAGAAAAUUUUUUGAAGGCUACCGACCUCUCAAUAAUGUGGCAGCAAUAUCAUCUGGAAAUAAUCAAAGUAGUAUUACCGAUCACGAUUAUUGUUCAUCUCGAAGUACUGGUGACCAACAGCACUUAUCAGACUAUCUCGAUCAGUCUUACCUGACUAAUAUUGAUCCUAUUACACCCGUUCCAAAUUAUAAAAUGAAGAAUCAGAAAGCGGUGAAAUCAACGGAUCCAGUUGGUCGAGCAGUAUCGCCUCAGAAUAAUACUGAGUGUAUUAAUGCAACUGUCAAAGCUAUGAAUCCAUCUUCGAACAUAAGCGACUUAAAUACAGUACAAGAAGAAACAAUUGAAAUUGAUAGUACUGCUGUAUUUACACCAAAACAUUUUUGUGCAGAUGCAGGAAGAACUAAAUAUACAUUUCCAUCCAGCGGUAGUAUUAGUUCUUUCAACAAACUAGAUACGAUAAUAUCAGAAUUAAGUGAUAAUGAACAUUGUUCGAGUACUCCAGUAAUACCAAGACGAUUUUCCGAAAGGAGCCACAGCAUAGCAGCAAGCAUUUCGAAAACACAUAACAACAAUUCUUUCAUUGACGAUCCACCAGUGCCUAAUACAAGCAACUCUAGCGGUCUUGUGAUAUAUGAGUCACCAUUCGAUGAAUUAUGUGAUUGGUUAAAUGGUAUUUUGAGCACUGGUACGAUCGUUUCGAUGAUAGCUAUUCAAGAAAAGUAUACAGAAAUUUUGAACUUUCGAAACAAGACAAUAACUGAAUCAAUUGUACGAUCUUUAUAUAUUCGUAAACGUCUAGAAAAUCGUUUUCCCAAUCUACUUCAUUUCGAGACGCCGUCUGAUAAAGACGGAACGUACGUUUCUUAUAAUAAUCUAUCCUCGUAUAUUCAAUUAUCUAUAUCAAAAUCGAAAGAAUCUUCAUAUUCUGCCGUAAAAAACAGUAGUUGUAAUGAAAAGCCUUGUGAUCAAAAAGACUCAGAAUCUCUAUUCGAUGGAAUACGCAUUAUUCGAGAUUACAUAACCAUCGGUCAUCAUACCUUAAAAACAUUUGGUAACAAGACUGAAAAAUUAACUUCAUUCACGGUCGAUGAUUUCUGGACGUGUGUACCACUAUUGCUGAGAAAUGUUAUCGGAUUAAUGACAUUGAAUGACGCCGAUUUUCAAAAAGUCCAACGCAAUUAUGGUUAUUAUAAUUUAUUUUCAACUGAUCUAUUUGAGCAGUCUUCGAAAUGGUUGAAAAUUUGUUCUAUAGCUUACGACAUUAUGAAUUAUAAAAAUGAUAGAUUCUUAUCUCCAAAACAUUACAUGUUAGCAAAUGAAUUAUUGCUACACGAUCGAUCGGCUGAUCUGAUAUCAAUUUUCAAUCGAUAUGGCCAUACAUGUUCGUAUCAAACCAUUACUAAAUUGCAUCAGGACGCUGCAAAAAGAGAAGGCGAUGGUUAUCAACUUCCUAAUGAUGGCGAACUAAAGAAUUCUUCUUCUAAACCAAUACUCAUCAAGCCAUCGACUAUUGAUUCUACAUUGAUCAUUAAUGCUUCACCAUCGAGAUCUUUUAUAAACUCAACUGUUGCAACGACACCAACAAUAUCCUCGAUCAAUAGUGCUACAACCUAUAUUCCAUUCCAAGAUAAUUCUCUUGCUUUGCCAUUGUUAGCUUAUGGUUUAACUAAAUAUUAUUGCUCAGUUGUGAAUUGUGACAUGCCAUUAUUGACUGGUUUUUUCGCUACGCAUUUACAAACAAAACAAAGACCAUCACAUGUUGUAUCAUUCUGCUCGCCGAUCAAUGAUGAUCCGAGCAGUCUAACUUGUGCAGAAGUAUGUCUUAAAAUGACAAAAUGUUCGAUUAUCGACAGAAAGCUCCAACCAGAGGCGGUAUUAGUUGCCGAUGAGAAAAUAUACAGCAACUGUGUCAAGGUAAACUUUAUCGGGUUAGUUAUCUUUGCAUAUUAAAAUGUUCUUGCUUUUGCUCAUGUAGGUCAAGGAUAGUGGU
Didymodactylos carnosus is the source of this 2368-nucleotide messenger RNA. The record is from the annotation of a GenBank genome assembly. NCBI's taxonomy places the organism in Eukaryota, Metazoa, Rotifera, Eurotatoria, Philodinida, Philodinidae.